CGCACGUGCUGGUCAAUUGGGCAGUGCAGAUAGCCCGCGGUAUGCUCUACCUGCACGAAGAGGCUGUGGUGCCUAUUCUGCAUCGCGACCUCAAGUCCAGUAACAUUUUGCUGCUGGAGAAGAUAGAGCAUGAUGACAUUUGCAACAAGACACUGAAGAUCACGGACUUUGGGCUGGCAAGGGAGUGGCACAGGACUACCAGGAUGAGUGCAGCAGGGACCUAUGCCUGGAUGGCUCCUGAGGUCAUCAGGUCCUCCCUGUUCUCCAAGGGCAGUGACAUUUGGAGCUAUGGGGUGCUGCUCUGGGAGCUGCUCACAGGCGAGGUCCCUUACCGUGGCAUCGACGGACUGGCUGUGGCAUACGGGGUGGCCGUCAACAAGCUCACACUGCCUAUUCCAUCUACCUGCCCUGAGCCAUUUGCAAAGCUUAUGAAAGAAUGCUGGGAACAAGACCCUCAUAUCCGCCCUUCGUUUGCCUUAAUUCUUCAACAGUUGACUGCUAUUGAAGGGGCGGUGGCCACUGAGAUGCCCCAGGAGUCCUUUCAUUCCAUGCAGGAAGACUGGAAACUGGAGAUUCAGCAAAUGUUCAAUGAGCUUCGAACCAAGGAGAAGGAGCUGAGGUCCCGGGAGGAGGAGCUGAGUCGAGCCGCUCUGCAGCAGAAAUCCCAGGAAUUGCUGCUCAGACGCCGGGAACAGCAGCUGGCAGAGCGUGAGAUCGAUGUGCUGGAGCGGGAGCUGAAUGUCCUCAUCUUCCAGCUGAGCCAGGAGGCGCCACACGUGAAGAAGAGAAAGGGGAGGUUCAGGAGAGGCCGGCUGAGGCUCAAAGAUGGCCACCGCAUCAGCCUGCCUUCAGAUUUCCAGCACAAGAUCACAGUGCAGGCCUCCCCAACCCUGGACAAGCGCCGGAGCUCAGACAGCCGGCUCUGCAGCCCUCCCAGCAGCCCCUUGAUGCUCCCCCGCCUCCGAGCUAUCCAGUUGACUUCGGAGGAGAGCAAUAAAACCUGGGGACGGAAUGUGGUCUUCCGACAAGAAGACUUUGAAGAUGUGAAAAGGAAUUUCAAGAAAAAAGGCUGUACAUGGGGACCAAGCUCCAUUCAAGCGAAAGAAAGACCAGAGGGCCGAGAGCGGGUCAGGCCUCUCUCAGAUGGCAACAGCCCUUGGUCGUCUCUUUUAAUAAAAAGUCAGAAAACCAUGCCAUUGGCUUCAUUGUUUGUGGACCAACCAGGAUCUUGUGAAGAGCUGAAACUUGUCCCUGACGGAUUAGAACAUAGAAAACCAAAGCAAAUGAAGUUCCCUGGCCAGGCCUAUGUUGGUCUACCUCUUUGCAAAGACAGCCAGAAAGAGCACCCAAGAGAGGCUGAGAGUCUCGAGGAGGGACCCUCUAAAGCCUCCCCAGUGAACAGUGUUGGUGCACCCACGCUGAGAAAGAAAACAGAGUCUGCAUUGUGUGAGUGUGGGGUGCUGCUGGCAUCACUGGCUUUGGGACAGGAUGUCAGGAAACUACGUGGAGCCCAGGCUCCCCAAAAACCAUCACCCAAGGAGGAAAAGAAGAGAGAGGACACUCUUCAGUGGGUCUCCGGGUGCCAAGCAAGUACUAGUCCACCUCUGAGACAGCCACCUGCAGGCAGGGUACCUAGUGAUGACCCCUCUCUCCUGCCGCCAAGUGCCACGAGCCUUUUCUCAAAGUCUUCUCUCUCCACGAAGUGCUUGCUGCCUGCUGCUGAGGAGAAGCCUUCUUUCGGGAGCACAAGGAUCUCUUGUGGUCCCAUGAUGCUCACUCCAGAACCCUGUUCUGCCACCCCAGAAAGCAACUGUGAACUCAUCCCUGAACCAAGACUUAAGAAUGACUAUGGUGUGUUGAAAAGCAUGUCACUUGCCCUCCUGGGGCAAACAGGGGAAAACCUGCCAGCCUGUGCCCCUGUAGGAGGCAAGGAAUGCCAUCACUCAUGGAUGGGAUCCAAAGAAACUCCUUUCCAGCCUCAAAGUGCCCCUGGAGACUCUGAGCUACCACACUCUUCCUCACCUGGUCCUCACAGUGAGCUGGCAAGCCAGGACUCUCCUGAGCAACCCCAAAGUGUUCUGGCCAAUCGUCAGGCAUGCCCCGUCCUGCCACAAAGCCCACACACUGCUUCAUUGAGGACAACAUCCCCACCUACCUGGGCCUGUGACAUGGAACAUGCAGUACCAGCCCUUGCCUGUCUCCUCAGUGCCCAGGAGAGAAGCAGGUUCCAGGCACCUUCUUUGUUGGAUGCCAAUGUGGAAGGUCAGAGCAAGGACUGUGCCGUGCCCUUGUGUAGAGUGAAGAGCGUGACGUGCCAACCGUCCAUCUAUGCCUUGGAGAAAGACUUUCUGACCUGAGUGCCUUUGCUUUCCCAGUGCUAACAUUUGAGGUGGACACAUGGAGGCACUGUGUGCCUUUGUGCUGUGUUUCCAACUGUGGCCCAUGAUGCUAGUGGGGGAUGCUGACUCUGAGGUAAACCAGUGACUGCUGUUGGCUGUCCAUAUUAUGUCCACUGAAUGUUAGUUACCCAGUGACUUGAAAUAUACGGAAGUUCAGCCAGCUGAGGCAGGAUCAGUUCUCAUGUAUGUUCUGCGCAUGAACACAUGGCAAAACUGCAAUGACCAACUAACAAUCUUUGCUUCCUUCCUUCAUCAUUUUUCUUGUCCUUUUGGCUUUUUGUUUGUUUUUGUACAACAGAAAGCUAAGAAAUAGCUAUUCAUGUCUUGGCAAUAAAAAUGUGAUGUUAGAAAGUGAAGAUAUUUAUUUAUAGAGUGGGUAAAAGGUCCUAUUGAUUGGAGUUAAUUCAGAGUCCUGUUUAAAAUACCCAGAGAAAGCAGUAACCUUGUAAUGUGGGAGUCUGUCCAGUUGACUCCCGUUUUACUGAAUGUAACUUAUGAAAGUUUUAUUGAGGCCUGGAGAGAUGGCUCAACAGUAAAGCAUGCAUAUAGCUCUUUUGGAGGACCCAAGUUCAGUCCCUAGCACCCAUGUCAGAUGGCUCACAACUGCCUGUGAUUUCAGUUCUAGGAUAUCCAAUGCCCUCUCCUGACUUCCACGGCACCUGAACUCACAUGCACAUGCUGCCACACAGACAAGACACACACAUGCACAUAAUUAAAAGUCAAAAUAUUUUUAAAGUUUUAUUGAAUAUGACUAUAUUGCUAUUUUUGUGUCAUGAGGCCAAAAUACCUGAGAACAACUUAAAGGGGAGGAAUCAUUUGUUUUGCUCGUGGUUUCAAAGGGUUCAGUCCAACCUUGAGGAGGACCUGGUCGGGUGGCUUACAUCAUGGUGAACAGGAAACAGAGAAAGGGGACUAUGGGAAGAGACCAGGGCAAGAUGUAGUCAAGGGCACACCCUCAUUGAAUUUCGUUCCCCUGUUUCUAUAACCUCUCUAAAUAGCACCACUACUUGGGGACCAAAUGUGAGCAUAUGGUGGAUGUUUCAGAGUCAGACCUUAGCAGUAAUCGCCAAGUGUCAUCUGAGAUCAGGCAUUAAUAUUUGACCAUCAUCACAUUUUGUGCCCUGCACAAGGCUGCUCUGUAGGUUUCCCUGUAGAAAUGCCUCUUCCUUCACUAGUCAAGGUGGGAAAUUUCUUCAUGCUAUAGUAGAGUCUUUAAAAAUUAAAUUACCCAUGACUAGCUGGCUGUGUUUGAAGAGCCUAUGUCCUGUGGACAUAAAUGUUGUGUGAUUUUAUUUUUCUUUGAGCCUGCAGUUUUCCCAGCACUAACAACACUGACAGCACAGGAGACAGCAGGACUGGGGUGGGGGUGGGGUCCGCCCUGAGCCAUUUCAUAUUUUAUUUAACUCUGAGUAAACUCAGGCCUCUGUGGGGGGUGAGCAGGCAUGGCAGGAAGACACAGACAACUUCUGGAAGCACAUGUAAAAUGUGUCUCUGGCUAGCAGGUGGGGUUAGAAUGACUAUGGGUCAUUUUCAUAAUUUCACAAAUCAGAGUGCCGCAUUGUUGAGAUGGGGUGUCUCCUCGGGAGCUUGGUGACUUCACCUGGGUCUUGUGACUACUCUGAUCCCUUCUGUCACCAGAACCUACUUAUUUUUGAGACAGGCAGUAGCUAUUUAAAGUGUGACACCCAGUAGGAAACUAAAUUAUCAAUAACCCUUGGUGUUUUUUUUUUUUUUUUAAAGUUGUAUGUUGGCUUAUCAAAUAAUGGCGGAGAUUUAAAGGGCAAUAAAUUGGGUGUGUGGCAUCUGAGGCAUAUACAGGUUUGUCUGCAGGUGACCUGCAGGGAAGAUCUCAUUGCCAUCUCUAAGCAGAAGGCUUUGGUAGCUUGAAGCAAAAUCUCAGGCUUUCACCAGACUCACUGUGUUGUUUUCUGCUGUCCGAUUUUGCUUCUUUUCCGUUGUUAUGAAAUGCUGUAAUAGGGAUGUGGUUUGCUUAUCAUUUGUCACAUUGGACAGGCCAGUUGGCUUCUUCCUUUCAAUCAAUCAAUUGAAGGGAAGCUGAAAGUAAAAGAAAUGCCCCAAUACCCAUUCGUGGAGAGAAAAUAUAGAAAUAUUAUGUUUAUCUUUGCUCCUGUUGCAGCAUCCCAUGGAGCAUGUGUUUGUGAUGGAGAGGGUAGAAUUGGACAUGCUAGAUGUGUUUGUCUAUCCACUAUGUCCUCUCUCACUCUGUGAUCCAGCCUCCUUUCUCUUCAUUUUGCUCAACUCUGAUGAACUUAGAAAUGAAGCUGUGCUAAAACGAUAAUUUCAAUAUAAGGACUCAGUCUGACUCACUCUUGCUGAGGGUUGCCUUCACUGAGAUCCCAACACACCUCUGAUUUUCUGUGCUUGCUACACACCUAGCAGAACCUGGCUGUUCAUUUUCUAUAGACCUUAGAGCACUGAAAGAUCAUUUAAUCUGGUUCCUGUUAAUCCAUAUUGAGCUUUACCCUCCCACUGCAGAGACUAACAGUCAGGGCCUGGUACAUUGUAUUCAGAGGCCUGUGGCUGAUAAAAAUGUUUACAUAUGUUGUCUGUUUUUUAAUAAACCUU
Molecule: messenger RNA, 4985 nt
Organism: Cricetulus griseus (Chinese hamster)
Lineage: Eukaryota; Metazoa; Chordata; Mammalia; Rodentia; Cricetidae
Source: RefSeq, a predicted model, not a curated record